AUUAGUGAAAAACUCGUGAAACUUACGUGUUUUCAUUUGUUUAUUAUAGUAAAGUGAUUAAUUAGUCUUUCCUCGGUUUUCUAGUGAAAAUCCAGCAGAUUUUCGAUGUUCCGAUGAAGAGCUAUGAUCGUUUGAAAAAUUUACAACCAGGUCGGGCAAGACGGACACACUAAGGUAGGGAAAGAUGGACACACGGAUUUUCAAAGAAUUUUCACAUGUAGCAUCUGUUGUGUACUACAGAUAUUCACAAAGUACACCCGCGAGAGAAACCAGCAGACAUUAAUCACUUAGCAGUUAGAACAGGCCAUAUAGGCGGAGAAUUUUCGCCUUCAUCGAAACCCAUCCUCUUAAACUGUUCACGUGAUGUAUAGAUGGACUCUAAUAACGUAGAGUAAUGUAUGGCCAUCACUUAACACAUAAAUCAAAAGAAUACUUAACGUACUACAUCUUUUUUGUGAGUGUCCACCUUUACCUUCGUAGUGUCCAUCUUACCCACCCCAAGUGUCCGUCUUUCCCAACCAUGUCAAAAAACAGCAAUUUGUAGUCUUAUUCUUGAAGACCCAAAACACAUAAAACUUGGAGGAAGUUCAAUAAUACCAAAAAUGAUUAUGAAAACAAAUGACCUUAAGUUUCAAUUUGUAUGACUACUGCGAUCUAAAUAGAAAUACCUAAGUAAUUAUUUAGAUUAAACCUUAGGGUGUCCGUCUUUACCUACUUUCCCCUAGUGAUCUUUUUUCUAGUUUAGCUACUAGCAUGGUUGAGUUACUGCACUGAGGCACAGUAAAUAAUCAACGAUCAACGCGAGCGGUUCAUGAUUUAAAGUUUACAUCUCAAAGUGAAAUAGUACAAUGAAGUUCCCUGUGGUAACAUUUUUCGCACUGCUAGCUACCGUAAGUUGCCACCAAAACGGCGCACUGGAGUGUGGCAUUCCGAAAAUCGUGGGCAACGAAAUGAUUCUUAACGGCCAAGAGACGGCACCGGGCGAUUGGCCUUGGCACGCGGCGAUUUAUCAUCGUAAAGGACGUUCAGUUGAUUACGUGUGCGGUGGAACCGUUAUCAGUGAACAGUUUCUGCUGACGGCAGCUCACUGCCUUAUGAAUGUGGCUAAUAGCUACCAGCUUGCACCGAAUCGUGUGUUUGUUCGUGUGGGAAUUCACAGCUUGGAUGUCGUUAAUCCUACGUUUGUUCAACAACAUGAAGUCGCGAAAAUUCAUAAGUUUGUUAACUUCACGCGGCUAGUCAAUGAUAUUGCACUGAUCGAACUCAGUACUCUUAUCCAUUUCACUAAAUACGUUCUACCGGCUUGUGUGAAUUUGGAGCCGAAUUUAAACGGAGAGUCGGGUACCGUAAUUGGGUGGGGGCUAACAGAAGAUGAUGAAACAUCACCAACGUUGAGAAAAGUUGACAUCCCUGUGAUCGACGCAGUAACGUGCUUGAAAACUGAUCGCGCUUUGUUUGGUCAAACCCUGGACGAUGGUAUAUUCUGCGCAGGGUAUACUAAUGGCACGGGGGUUUGCAACGGUGACAGUGGCGGAGGGUUGUUUUUCAGAAGAGCCAACACGUGGUUCUUGGGAGGAAUUGUAUCGUUUUCACAGACCCGACCUGAUGACACUAGUAAAUGUUAUACGAAGGGUUAUGGAGCGUUUUCGAAAGUUCACCAUUAUUUAACCUGGAUCGGUGAGAUCACUGGAAUGAGUUUUCGGCGCGCUAACGAAGUAAAAAUCUGCAAAGCCGUUGAACCUGAUAGUACGAAAGAAUAUCCCAAUCUACUUCCACGACAUUGCGGUGUUUACAUCCCAAAUCGUAUCACAGGGGGAGUGAAAACUAAGGUGUUUGAGUUCCCCUGGAUGGCGAUACCACUGGUGAAUAACGAGGUGCGCAUGUGUCCGGGAACAUUAAUCAACAAGCGUUACGUUCUUACAGUAGCUCAUUGCUUCGGGAAUCCUUUACCUGACAAAGUACGGUUAGGAGAGCACACACUCGACCAGGAUAUAGAUUGCAACUUGGAGAAUAGAGACUGUGCUCCACCAGUUCGGGAUUACAACAUUGAGUGCAUUACUACACAUCCAGGAUACUCGCGUCAGACACCGUUGGAUGACAUAGCCCUCAUACGUUUGAGCGAAGACGUGAAAUGUGAAGAUCACAUUCAACCAAUUUGCUUACCGCACUCAGCAGAUCUCAAACAUUACCGACCGCCUCGGUACAUCGUCACGGGAUGGGGUAAAACGGAAACGGAGGGAGAGUUUCCGAAGACUCUACUAAAAGCAACUGUUUCGCUGACCAACAAUUCCGAAUGUGAAAAGUUAUUUACGAAGAGACGAUCUCCCCUAUUUCUUAACGAAAAACAAUUGUGCGCAGGGGAGAACAACGUCGGACCUUGUGCUGGUGACAGCGGUGCACCGUUGGCGUAUGGUGCGAACCUCAAUGGAGUACGAUUUGUACAGUUCGGUUUGGUGUCACUAGGAGGGCCAUGCGGGUUCUUCCCAACUGUUUACACUAAUGUGGCUCAAUAUAUGGAUUGGAUAAUCGCUAACAUGAAGCCUUGACUGUUGGAAAA
Wyeomyia smithii (pitcher-plant mosquito) is the source of this 2557-nucleotide messenger RNA. Its product is annotated as serine protease 30-like. The record is from RefSeq and is a predicted model, not a curated record. Gene Ontology annotation, molecular function: serine-type endopeptidase activity. The coding region runs from base 849 to 2546 and encodes 565 amino acids. Lineage: Eukaryota; Metazoa; Arthropoda; Insecta; Diptera; Culicidae. The transcript is spliced from 4 exons. Gene Ontology annotation, biological process: proteolysis.